GGCGGUGCCUCCGGGACCGCUGGCGGCGGCCAACUGGGCGCCUACGCCUGGCGCCUGGUCGACGCAGAGGCCGAACCGCGCGCCCACAGCAUCGGGCACGAGGACGACGUCCCCGUCGUGCUGGGCGCCGGGCGGAGCUUCGUCGAGGGCGGCCCGGGCCGGCAGAGGCUGGCGAGCGACCCCGCAGAGGCGACCGGCUCCCGCAGCGAUGCGCGGCUUUGGCGGCUCUCGGCGCCCUGCCUCCGCGACGCGCUGGAGCCGGAGCCGCCCUUUGGCAGAGGCGUGGACGCGCUCCAGCAGGCCGACUCCCCGCCGAGGAAGGCUUUUGAGCAGGCGAAGCAGCGAAAGGAGGCCCGUGCUGGAGAAGCCGCGAGGGCGAUGAUAGGACCUGCUCGCCAACUCGCCCGAGCCCUCCAGCCGCAGGGAGUGCGACAGGCGGCAGACCGGCGGCGCCGGGCAGGACUGAGCAGCGCCUGAACCGGGCCGGCGAGUACAUGACGAGGGACCAGUUCCUCGGUAUGUACGGCGAUCUCGAGGAGAGUGGCACGCCGCCCGGUGGACCGCCUCCAGCCCCGCUGCGCCCGCCCGCCGCCGCCGCCCGAGGGCCUCGUCGGCCGCCUCGUCUGCUUCGUCGGCCUCGCCG
Prorocentrum cordatum is the source of this 643-nucleotide messenger RNA. Lineage: Eukaryota; Dinophyceae; Prorocentrales; Prorocentraceae. The record is from the annotation of a GenBank genome assembly.